Messenger RNA from Polyodon spathula (Mississippi paddlefish), 2380 nucleotides. Its product is annotated as T-box transcription factor TBX3-like. Gene Ontology annotation, molecular function: DNA-binding transcription factor activity, RNA polymerase II-specific; RNA polymerase II cis-regulatory region sequence-specific DNA binding. Gene Ontology annotation, biological process: heart looping; cardiac chamber development; positive regulation of DNA-templated transcription. Lineage: Eukaryota; Metazoa; Chordata; Actinopteri; Acipenseriformes; Polyodontidae. The transcript is spliced from 7 exons. Gene Ontology annotation, cellular component: nucleus. The record is from RefSeq and is a predicted model, not a curated record. The coding region runs from base 99 to 2240 and encodes 713 amino acids.
ACUUUUUUUAGUUGACGGAAAAUGUGCUGCUAGAGGAGAUAUUGAUCAAAUAAAACCACACAAAACAAGCAACAUCUGGAGCUUCGUUGGUGGAGUGGAUGAAUUUACCGAUGAUAGAUCCAGUUUUUCCAGGAACGAGUAUGGCGUAUCAUCCAUUUUUAUCUCACCGGGCGCCGGACUUUGCAAUGAGUGCUAUGUUGGGGCACCAGCAUUCCUUUUUCCCGGCUCUUGCGUUGCCCCCGAACGGUGUUGCGGCGCUCUCCCUCCCAGGAGCCAUGGGAAAGCCCAUUAUGGAUCAGCUGGUUGGAGCUGCUGAGACCGGCCUGCACUUCUCUUCUCUGGGUCACCAGGCAGCUGCCGCCCAUCUCAGGCCUCUCAAAACCCUGGAGCCCGAAGAAGAGGUUGAAGAUGACCCCAAAGUCCACCUGGAAUCUAAGGAACUUUGGGAGCAGUUUCACAAGCGCGGUACUGAAAUGGUUAUCACAAAAUCAGGAAGGCGAAUGUUCCCUCCGUUUAAAGUGAGAUGCACUGGUUUGGAUAAAAAAGCCAAGUAUAUUUUGUUGAUGGAUAUAGUUGCGGCCGACGACUGCAGGUACAAAUUCCACAACUCUCGCUGGAUGGUAGCAGGGAAGGCUGAUCCUGAAAUGCCCAAGCGAAUGUACAUUCACCCAGACAGCCCGGCCACUGGAGAGCAAUGGAUGUCCAAGGCUGUCAAUUUUCACAAACUUAAACUGACAAACAACAUCUCCGAUAAGCAUGGAUUUACGAUUCUGAACUCCAUGCACAAAUACCAGCCCAGGUUUCACAUCGUGAGGGCCAACGAUAUUUUAAAGCUUCCCUACAGUACAUUUCGGACUUACGUAUUCCCAGAAACCGACUUCAUAGCCGUGACUGCAUACCAGAACGAUAAGAUAACUCAAUUAAAAAUUGACCACAAUCCCUUUGCCAAGGGUUUUCGCGACACCGGCAACGGCAGAAGGGAGAAGAGGAAACAGUUGGCCUUGCAGUCCAUGAGAUCUUAUGAGGACCACCAGAAAAAAGACAACGGGACAUCGGACGAGUCUUCCAGCGAGCAAGCGACCUUCAAAUGUUUUGGUCAGGCCUUAUCCCCGGCUGUGUCGACUCUGAAAGACCUAUGUCCCAGUGAUUUAGACAGUGACAAUGAAAGCAAAGAUGGGCACCAACCAGGGCAAAAUGACUCCAGUAAGAUCUCCAUUACAACUAAUGAGGACUCGAAGGAUGAGAAAGAGAGCCCAUCCAAAAAACAUGUAUUUACCACGAAUGACCCUGUGAGCAAGGGUCAAGACGAUUCCCUGAGGACUGAACGAAGCCCCGCCAACUCCAGACAGAGCCCUGCCACCAUCACCUCGAGCACAACAGGGAUGCAGGGCAGGCAGGACAUUAAAAAUCCUGUCCUUGACUCUCCUAAAAUGGAGGAGAGCAGGCCGCUGAACAAGGAAACGUGUGUGCCCUUGACGGUUCAAACAGACAGCAGCGCUCACUUGAGCCAGGGACACAUGCAUCAUUUUGGAUUUCCACCUGGUUUGGCUGGACAGCAGUUUUUUAACCCUCUGAGUGCUGCGCACCCAUUUCUCUUGCACCCAAGCCAGUUUAACAUGGGUGGCUCAUUUUCUAACAUGGCUGCUGCAGGUAUGGGCCCCUUGCUGGCAGCUGUGUCAUCAGCAGGUGUUAGCACGAUGGACACAGCGAGCAUCGUCUCCUCACCCCAAGGACUGACUGCCACCUCUUCACUCCCCUUCCACUUACAGCAGCAUGUACUGGCUUCACAGGGUCUGGCAAUGUCACCAUUCGGAAGCAUUUUCCCUUAUCCGUACACCUACAUGGCGGCAGCUGCAGCUGCCUCAGCCUCUUCAGCAGCGUCCUCAUCUGUGCAUCGCCACCCUUUUCUGAACGCAGUGCGCCCCCGACUCCGGUAUAGCCCUUAUUCCAUCCCAAUGGGCCUGUCGGACAGCAGCACCCUCCUUACCACUGCACUGCACACUAUGGCCAACAGCUCAGGGGAGCACAAGGCAAGCAGCAUGGCAACCAGCCCGAUCUCUGCAGCUAUGGACUCGGUCUCCGAGGUCAACAGCAGGUCGUCCACUAUAUCUUUAGGAUCGGUCUCCCUUUCUCCAAAAAUGUGCUCAGAAAAGGAGUCGACCAACGAACUGCAAAACAUCCAACGAAUGGUCAGCGGACUUGACUCUAAACAGGACAGGUCAAGAAGCGGGUCUCCGUAGAGUAGGGGCGGGGAUCACUGAAAGAUAACCAACUAAUUAAAAGGAGUUCCGUCUCCAGCUAAAGCGGGUUUGUUUUUUGCAGAUCUAUCAAACCAAUCUUUUCAAUGCACUUUGUUUUAAAUAAAUACGAAAAUAAAUAA